Molecule: messenger RNA, 1972 nt
Organism: Pocillopora verrucosa
Lineage: Eukaryota; Metazoa; Cnidaria; Anthozoa; Scleractinia; Pocilloporidae
Product: leucine-rich repeat-containing protein 40-like
Molecular function (GO): protein binding
Source: RefSeq, a predicted model, not a curated record
CGGACGAUCAAGUGGUCGAAUUUGACUAGCUGUGAAAAUUUACGAGUUAACAAAGUAGGGGAACCAAACGCCCCAACUACGAUUCAAGUUUGAUAAUAGUCGUAAGAGUUUCUAAGCAAUGCAAAGGCGUCCAAGAAAUCCUGGAUUUGGGGCGCGUCAGGCCUCCACUCAAGAAAAAACAGCUGAUGUUGCAGAAGCCCUUUUGCGUCAAGCAAGAAAAUCAGGACAGCUAAAUCUCUCCAACCGAGGGCUAACCAAGGUACCUGACAAGGUAUGGAGGGUGAAUCUGGAUGUACCGCCUGAGGCGAUGAACGUGUCACUGGAUAGUGCAGAGGACGAUAAAUGGUGGGAACAGAUCGACCUUAGCAAGCUUAUCUUAGCUUCCAACAAGUUAACUGAGGUAUCACCAGAGAUUGUACAGUUGCCUGCUCUAGCAGUUUUGGAUAUCCAUGAUAACUGUUUGACUUCUUUACCUGAUGAGAUUGGUCAGUUAGUGAACCUUAAAAGACUCAACUUAAGUCACAACAAGCUGUCUUCCCUUCCAGUUUCAUUUGGAAAUCUUGUUAGUUUAUCAUCUCUGAAAUUGGAUCAUAACAGUCUCACUUGUCUGGGAACAGAUCUGAGACAGAUGAAGCAGUUAGAAGAACUGGAUUUGUCAGAGAAUUCUCUCAGUGAGAUUUCUCCUUCCAUUGGUAGCUGUCAAAGUUUACGGCAUUUAAACUUGUCUCAAAAUUCCUUGGAAAAGCUGCCUCUCGAGAUUGGAAACCUGCGUGCAUUAAAAGACAUGAACCUCAGUAAUAACAAGUUUCAUGAACUUCCAAAAGAACUUGGAAGGUUAAGUAAUCUUGAAAGAUUGGAUUGCCGUCACAAUCAACUCACUGGUGUGCCAUUAUUGAUGUCUUGUCAAUCCCUAAAGGAACUUUAUCUUGGCAACAACAAAAUAAACAGUUUGAAUGGUGAAAGUUUCUCCUAUGUCACCUCAUUGUCAAUAUUUGAUUUCAGGGACAACAGAAUUAGCAUUAUUCCAGAUGAGAUCACUGUGCUUAAAAAACUGGAAAGACUUGACUUAGCAAACAAUGCCAUUUCUGGUCUUCCAUACACAAUGGGUGCUAUGGAACAUCUGAAAUCUCUAGUUCUGGAUGGAAAUCCUUUGAGAAGUUUGCGCAGAGAUGUUGUUAUGAGAGGUACACAAGCCAUUUUGAAGCAUCUCCGUAGUCGCAUCCCAGAGGAGGAAAAACAACAAGAUGCUACAGAUGCUCCUGUGACAUCCUUACCAGUGAGCACAGCCAUACCAACCACUUCAAGCGGACUGGACAUGCACACAAUCAGUAGCACAAAAACCCUUAACUACAGCAACAAGAAGGCAGUCAACAUUCCUGAUGAAGUUUUGGAUGCAGCUACUUCAGCAGAAGUGACCACUCUGAACCUCAGCAAGAAUGUACUGAACAAAGUACCAGAGAGGUUGCUCUUGUUAAGUAAAUCUCUUACAGACCUGAAUGUAUCAGUGAACAAGAUAACCAGUCUGCCAUCAGAUUUUGGCUGUUUAACAAAACUUUCUUCAUUAGAUUUGAGCAAUAACCAGUUGAGUCAUCUGCCUGACAGCUGUGACAGACUGAGCAGUCUUAGGGAAAUAAAUAUCUGUAAUAACCGAUUCUCAAACCUGCCUUCUGUUCUGUACUUAUUAAGAACCUUGGAGAUUAUCUUGGCUAGUGGUAACCAGAUCCAGAUUAUUGACGUUGACAGCUUGCUGUCGAUGACGGCUCUUUCCACGUUGGACUUGCAAAACAACAACAUCGCUCAGGUUCCACCUCAGCUUGGAAAUGUUACACAAUUAAGGUCAUUACAGUUGGAAGGGAACCCAUUCAGAAACCCGAGACCAGCUGUUCUUUGCAAAGGAACCCAGGCCCUCCUCGCCUAUCUAAGAGAUCGGAUACCCACGUGACAUACUUGAAUGGACACCACGGACUGGAGG